AUGGGUUUGAUAGAAUCUCGACUGGGUCAAUUAAAUAAUAUUCCAAGAGAAAAUAAUUCAUGGCGAAUAACAAGUGUAGAUUUUGCUAGAAGAAUAAUUAAAAUAAAUAAAACAAAAUAUAUUAUUGGAGAACAUGAAUUAGGAAGAGGAGCAUUUGGAAGAGUUUAUCCAGCACGUCGAUCAACGGAUGGUGUUAAUGUUGCAAUAAAAGUCGUUAGUUUAGCUGAAAAUUCCGAGAUAUCUCCAUUAUUAGGUGAAGCAUUUUUAAAUGAAAUACUUCAAUCAAAAAGAUUAUCAGCACAAUCAAAACAUGUUGUCAGAAUGUAUGACUUUGAUUUUGAUCCAGUUGGUCUUGCUUUUAUUGUUAUGGAACGUGGAGGUUUAGAUUUAGAAAAAACUCUUAUAAAUAAAAGAACAAUAUCAAUUGCUCAACAAAAAAAUCUGUGGAAACAAAUGUUAAAUAUUCUUAUUACACUUCAUAAAAAUUCUCUAGUACAUUUAGAUUUAAAACCAUCGAAUCUAGUCUUUUUUGGUGAUCGAUUAAAAUUAGUUGAUUUAGGUAUUGCACAAAAAGCGAAUAGUCGAGGUCAAGGUCCGAAUGGUACAUUUGGUUUUACUGCACCUGAAGUUCGUUUAAUUCCACAUAAUUCUUCUCCUCGUUAUACACAUAAAGCUGACAUAUGGUCAUUAGGUGCGAUUUUAUAUUGGAUUAAUUAUGGACAUGGUCCUCAAUAUGAUCAACAUGAUAGAUCUUAUCGACCUCCACCGGGAAUACCUUCAGCUAGAGAUCCGAAUAUUGUUGAUAUUCUUCGGCAUACACUUAGAAUGAAUCCUCAUCGACGACCUCAUACUGAUUGGCUUGCUCGUCAUCCAUUUACACGUUCAUUUUAA
This is a messenger RNA of Adineta steineri, 891 nucleotides long. The record is from the annotation of a GenBank genome assembly. NCBI's taxonomy places the organism in Eukaryota, Metazoa, Rotifera, Eurotatoria, Adinetida, Adinetidae.